Messenger RNA from Drosophila arizonae, 2222 nucleotides. RefSeq lists its product as uncharacterized. The record is from RefSeq and is a predicted model, not a curated record. NCBI's taxonomy places the organism in Eukaryota, Metazoa, Arthropoda, Insecta, Diptera, Drosophilidae.
UCUCUCUCUCUCUCUCUCUCUCUCUCUCUUAGCAUGUCGCAGAAUCAUCCCUGGCGACUUAGCAGUUGGACUCUGCUAUUGGGUCUGCUGAUCCUGUUGCUGGUCAGUCCAGAUGCCCAGGCGAAGCGCUGGUUCGGWGGCAGCAGCAGCAAGAGUCGCUCCUCCAGCUCCAGCAGCUACUCGGCCCGUCGACCCUCCUCGUCGUCCUCCUCAUCGCACUCCGGCUCGUACAGUCAUGCGGAUAACACUAAGCUCAGCUACGGCCCUGGCAGCCAUGCACAGCCCAGCCACACGCAGCACUCGAUGUCACGACCCGCGACGGCCUCGCCCAUAGGCUGGAAUGUGCCGCCCAAGGCGCAGGGUCCGCCGCCCUCCUAUACGGCCCACAAUCCGGCUGGCGGUGCUCACACCAACAUUCAUGAGCCGCCGCCGGCGUACAACCCGUCGUACAAGGCCAAUGCCCCGCCGCCAAGCUACUCGGCGGCCAACAGCAAUGCUCGACCAGCAGCAGGCAGCUCCGGCAGCAGCAAUCCUCACUACACGCCCGCCAGCGUCUACAGGCCACGCAUGAACGCCACCGGCGGUGGCGGUGGUGGUGGCUUCCAUACCCCCAUCACGGCCACCAAUUCGCACGGCGUGCAGUCGAGUUAUCCGGGCGCCACGUAUCACAGUCCUGGACAUUUGCCCGCCGGCGCCACUUACCAUCCGUCUGGACAGCUGCCCGCUGGAGCAACCUAUCACAGUCCUAAAGCGCUGCCCGCCGGAGCUACCUAUCACAGCUCAUUGCCGGCCGGUGCCACCUAUCAUCACAGUCCCGGAGCUCUGCCUGCUGGUGCCACGUAUCACAGUCCCGGAGCUCUGCCCGCCGGUGCCAGCUAUCAUCCGGCUGGACAAAUACCACCUGGCGCUAGCUACUAUCCCAGCGGAGGAGUACCCCACGGCGCCACCUAUUAUCCCCAGGCGCCGGUGGCAGCAGUGCCUGCCGGUGCUACCUUCUUGCCAGCUGGAGCUGGACUGCCGCCUGGCGCCACCUAUUAUCCACAGGCGCCCAAGUCGUCAUCUGGUUUUGGUUUGGGCACUGGUCUCAUUGCUGGCGCUUUGGGUGGUGCCAUUUUGGGCCACGCCCUCACGCCCACGCAGACGCGCGUCGUUGAGCAUGCGCCCAUGCCGAGCGGCGGAGGUGGCGGCACUGGCGGCGGCGACGACAAGAUCAUCAUCAUUAACAAUGGACCGCCUGGCUCGGUGACCACUGCGGAUGCUGGCUCCGGCACUACGGUCAUCAACACGGGCGUCGCACAGCCCGCCGUGGCGCCAGCAGCUGCACCUCAACCCCCUGCAGGUGUUCCAGCAGCUGCUCCUGCAGCUGUUCCAGGCCAAACUCCACUCGCUCCGCUGACACCGCCUGCUGCUGAAGCCGUCGUGCCGCCAGUUGCUGGCGCUGCAGUUGCCAAUGCUGCAGCCCCUGCUCCAGCUGCUCCGGCUGCUCCUGCUGCUCCUGCUGCUCCAGCUCCUGCUGCAGCGGAUCCGAAUGCCGCACCACCCGCACCCGGCGGCAUCAUCUGUGUGCCUGUGCGUGUGCCCGAGCCUGAUCCGAAGGAUGCCACCAAGACGAUUGAAGUGGAGAAGAUUGCUUGCUAUCCGGCACCACCACCAGAGCCAGCAGCACCUGCAGCUGCAGCGAAUGGCACAGCUGCCGGCGCUGCGCCCGCUGCAGUGCCUUCUGUUGCACCGGCUGCUGCUGCCGCUGCUGUGCCCGCUUCGACGCCCGCAUCGGAUGCGGCGCCGCUUGCGCCCUUCCAGUCGACCACGCCCCUGACUGUGCCGGAGGGAUCGGUGCCACUGGCGCCCCUGUCGCCAGGCGGCCAACCGGAUGUGAUGCGCAUGCCCGGCAUGACGUCUGCGCGUCUAUCCGCUGAAUCGGGACUCCAUGAUGCGCGCAACGGAGAGAAGCGAAUGUCCGAAUUGAGUACGCUCUCCGCCCUGCUGACAGUGCUCGUGGCCUACUGUCUGCACUAAGAGGCCAGCGGCCAGUGGUCAGUGCCCAGAACCAGAGCGGGUAAUUAAAGCCAAAUGGUAGCCAGUCAGCAGAGGGGACUCUGCGUUUGAACAAGUUUCAUACAAAGUCGCUGAAUUGACAUUUUCUAUAUUUUGUAAACUAAGCGAAUUUCUGGAUAUUCAUUUAUGCAUGUGUUUACUCAUAGUUUUUUCUAUUAGAUUUACAU